Pyrenophora tritici-repentis Pt-1C-BFP is the source of this 2937-nucleotide messenger RNA. RefSeq names its product SpoVK, ATPase AAA+ class. Gene Ontology annotation, molecular function: ATP binding; ATP hydrolysis activity. NCBI's taxonomy places the organism in Eukaryota, Fungi, Ascomycota, Dothideomycetes, Pleosporales, Pleosporaceae. The record is from RefSeq and is a predicted model, not a curated record.
AUGGCUAUUGCGCAGGAGACGGUCUCUCUAACAUCCAUGUUGGAAACAGAGACGGAAAAAACCACCCAUAUUUCUCUCGAAGUCGUCACUUCCGCAGUGAAUAUCACAGCACUGGAAAAUGACGUACAAAAAGCCAAUGGUACGGAUGCUAUUGACACAGGCGCGAAGGAGCCAGAUGACAAUGACAAUGAGCAAGCUGGCUCUGGAGAAGAUGAGUCCAAAGAGGUUGAACAACUACCGAAGGUGUCAGAAAGGAAGCAGCUGAUGGACCGUCUCGGGGUAGCAAUAGAGAAAGCUACUGCAGCUGGAAUGUCAGCUGGAAACCCAAGCGAACUCACAGCCACAAGCAUGACUGUGAACAAGGAUUGUGUCGAUGACCCUAAACGAUGGUACAUCAUUGCGACUUUCGGUUCCAAAGGCGACUACACCAUACCAUGGGCGGCUUGUUAUAAUUGGAAUGCAACGGAAGCCCUACUGAAAGAAUGGUUUCGUGGCGACGAAGACGCUGUUAGAGACAUAUCCAAUGGGGAUAUAUUAAUCGAAAAUUACAGACAGGGCCAGAUUCACCCGCAGACAUGGAAUCAGGUUAUAACACACAAAAUGGAAAUUGUUUUCACACCAAACACGAAUCAAGAUGAGAACAAGGAACCGGACAAGGAACUGGAACUGGACAAGCGAUCGGGUUCGUAUCAAUAUUCUGAUUCGAGCGUGGAUUCCGAUGAAGAAUUUGAUGCAAAAUGUGAGAGUCGAAUUCAGUACGUGGUGAACUACUACAAACGAACCAUGAAUGAGGUUCACACCAGAUACGUAGGGGCAAGCAAACGCGACAAGCCUGUCGAAUUUGAACUCACUUAUGAGGAGAAACGUCCUGCAUUGGAAGAGACAAAAGACGUCGAAACAGUUCAAGACAUCACCAAAGAGCAAAUCAAGGCAGAAGAUGGAACAAAAGCCAAACUCGGUCCCCUUGAUCGCGUCGUGAGCACCAAGCUGCAGAUUUACUCUCCCUUCAUACGAAGUAUCCUCAAAGCUGUCAUCGAAUACACAGCUACAUCAUCAGACGACACCUCAUUCGGACUCGUUUCUGGAUUGUCUCCUCCGUAUAAACUCUUAUACUAUUACAUGGCUGAUCUGGCCAACUACAAAUCUGAAGAUUCGGAGCUUCGUAGGAAACAUUCCGACAGGUUUAACGAGCGGUGCGACAAGCAUAUUGAUGUGAUCCUGGAGUACCUAUCUGCGCAAGAGAGCGUUCCGCUGAAUGAGUUCAAUGCACGAAUAGCCCAAAAAACCCCUGUGGUCACAUUCGCGAUGUACUGGCUGAUUCUCAAGCCUGGCGCAGACGUAUAUGUACGUGAAGAGGACGGAUCGCUAAAUGCCUACGUACUUCACUCUGUAACUGGAGGUGUCUCUGAGAAGUACGGCCAAAACCGAAGCAGUCACUACAAUCUAUCCGUCUGGAACUUGGCAUUCGAUGGGACAGAUAUCACGCCCGGACUUCGACAUGUUGAAGUGAGCAUUUUCGACAAUGCGCGCGAGAUUACCAGCCUGCCCGUUUUCCCUGUCAGAUUCAUCGACAAUCUCGACAACGGCGCUUUCAAAGCAAAACUCAUCAACAGAGGCAAAAAGUAUUUUGAGUUUUCUAAGCGACCGUCUUUUCUCCAGUAUACGGGACAGGGGUUGAAGAAAGGGGCAAAAAAGUAUAAACGCUCGCGUGUUGUCGUGACCCACGCUAUGGCCCCUUGGGACAACGAGUUGGCAGGGAAUUUCAUUGGCACUCAUCAUACACCCGAGGACGACGCAGACACAAUUAGUGAGUCUGUACGUGUGCCAAGAUGUGAAUGCUACGAGUGUACCGCGAACGAGUCACAAGAAGUAUACGCGAAGGGAAAAUUCAGCGACUACUACAGGAUAUCGCCGAGCAAUACUGGCGAGCUCUCGGCUCAUCAGUAUAUGAUUAUGGCAUCGCACAUGUAUGCUUUUUCGUUGAAGGAACGCUCUUAUGACCUGUUGGCUGUCGACGGGCUUGAAGCACCAGUGAUGAUCAAAACCGCCAUGGACAAACUCGUCAUGGACGAGAACAACAAAGAACUUAUCAAAGCGAUUGCUCGGAUCUAUACCGACGGCGAUCAAACCGAUCGGUUCAGCGCGGAUUUCAUACAAGGCAAAGGAGAAGGCCAGAUUUUUCUUCUACAUGGUCCUCCUGGGACAGGAAAGACUCUUACAGCCGAAUCGAUAGCAGAGUAUACGAAAAGGCCUUUGUUAAGCAUCACCGCAUCAGACCUUGGCCAUGAACCUGACGAACUGGAGCGUAGCCUGCUUCGAUACUUCAAAAUGGCCAGUGACUGGGAUGCGAUAGUGUUGUUGGAUGAGGCAGACGUAUAUCUCCGGAAGCGAACAGUCGAAGACCUAAGACACAACAGCAUUGUAUCUGUCUUCCUGCGAGCCCUUGACUAUUUCCAAGGCAUACUGUUCCUCACCACCAAUCGCGUGGGUCAGAUUGACGAAGCAUUCCUCUCGCGCAUUCACUUAUCACUCGGAUACGAGCCUCUCUCCAAUGCAGCGCGCGUCAAGAUAUGGGACAACCUUUUCGGGAAGCUGGACGAAGACCACAAACGAGGCGGGCGCAGAAUCAACUACCAUUACCACGCGAAGAGCUAUGUCCAAAGUCAGGACGUACAGGCAUUGAAGUGGAAUGGUCGCGAAAUCCGAAAUGCUUUCCAAACAGCCGUCGCGCUUGCGCUCUUCGAAGUAAAGAAAAACGAGAGCGAAGACCCACCGGAAGUCACGGAAAACCAUCUCAAGCAAGUCGUGUCCAUGUCGUCGGCCUUCAAAAAGUACAUGGCUGCGGUGAAUAGCGGAAUGGACGACGCGACGUUGGCUCAAAAGCACGGUAACAGAGACGACAGGUAUCCAAGCACGCCUGCCAAACAGGUGUCAUGA